Lycium ferocissimum is the source of this 1095-nucleotide messenger RNA. Its product is annotated as probable WRKY transcription factor 65. The transcript has 4 exons. Gene Ontology annotation, molecular function: transcription cis-regulatory region binding; DNA-binding transcription factor activity. Gene Ontology annotation, cellular component: nucleus. Gene Ontology annotation, biological process: regulation of DNA-templated transcription. The record is from RefSeq and is a predicted model, not a curated record. Bases 181 to 996 code for a protein of 271 amino acids. Lineage: Eukaryota; Viridiplantae; Streptophyta; Magnoliopsida; Solanales; Solanaceae.
CUUCAUAAAUUUCACUACCUUCCCCCACUUCAUACCAACUCUCUCCGGCAACCCCAUUUACAAACUUUUCUUUCUUCUCACAUUGAAUAUAUAUCUCUCUUUUUUAUUUCUAUAUGAUAAAAUUCUAGUUAGCUCAAAAAGGGGUUUUCUUUUUUCCAAGUUAUAAGUUCUUUUUUGGUCAUGGAAGAUAGGUUAUGCAAAAGUCCGUUUUUUCUUAAGCAAGAAGAUUCUGGCGGAACUCCACCGGAUAAUGCUGCUGAUUCUUCUUUUUCCGGUGAUGAAGCGGCUGAAGUUAGCAUGCCAUCACCUAGAAAAAGUAGGAGAGGAGCAAAAAAGAAAGUAAUUUCAGUGCCAAUAAUUGAAGCUGAUGGAUCAAGGAGUAAAGGGGAAGUUUAUCCUCCACCAGAUUCUUGGUCUUGGAGGAAAUAUGGGCAGAAGCCAAUUAAAGGAUCACCUUAUCCCAGGGGAUAUUAUCGAUGCAGUAGCUCCAAAGGUUGUCCUGCAAGAAAACAAGUAGAGCGUAGCCGCCUUGACCCCACCACACUCCUCAUUACCUAUUGCUCUGAACAUAACCACCAAAUUCCCUCUGCCACCGCCACCAAACACCACCACCACAACAACCACCCCACCACCACCACCACUCCAACCACCAGUUCACCAACCACCUCUACCGCGACCGCCACAGACGCCACAUUGCUAGAUAAUUCGACUACGGAAGAACCUGAUGUGUUUGCUUAUCAACAUGAUAAUGGAUUCUCCGAACUUGCAGGUGAGUUAGGUUGGUUCUCCCAUAUGGGAACUACUUCUACUACAAUGAUGGAGAGCACGUCCACGUCAAUGGUGGGGUCCACGUGGAAUGAUAGUGACGUGGCUUUAAUGUUGCCUAUACGAGAGGAGGACCAGUCUUUGUUUGGUGAUCUUGGUGAAUUGCCGGAAUGUUCCGUUGUUUUCCGGCGGUAUAAUGUGGAGACUCCCUGUUGCGGUGGUACAGGAUAAGAAUCCACGUGUCAAAUUUUUACUGAAGUAUGUAGAUGGAUUUGAGGUUGCGAUACGACAUACAGAAAGUUCUUUUUCUUUUUCAUGAUUUUUUUUUUU